Molecule: messenger RNA, 1154 nt
Organism: Cynoglossus semilaevis (tongue sole)
Lineage: Eukaryota; Metazoa; Chordata; Actinopteri; Pleuronectiformes; Cynoglossidae
Exons: 3
Coding region: 252-1091 (279 amino acids)
Biological process (GO): phospholipase C-activating G protein-coupled receptor signaling pathway; positive regulation of Rho protein signal transduction
Cellular component (GO): plasma membrane
Molecular function (GO): G protein-coupled receptor activity
Source: RefSeq, a predicted model, not a curated record
GGAAGGACUUGCUGAUGCCAUAGGCCAGGAUAAUACCCCAGACCAACACUGAGACACCGAUGCGGAUCCUGUUGUCGCGGACCUGUGCGAAUAAAACUGGGUGGACCACAGCCAUGUAGCGGUCCAGGCAGAUGCACACCUGUAGGACGAUCAGAGAGCGUUUCUGUCAGACGAACCCAUCACUCAUCUCUGUCGGCAGCUCCUAAAAGAUCUUCGACUCUGAAGUCCAAACAGAUCUUCAGCGUGAAAUCAUGCAGUCCUGCAGAACUGGAGGAGUCUUCCGACCUGAGAACAUAACAGACGCCUGCUUUUACGAAUUUGCGUGGUGCUUCAGUCCAGGGUCUGUUCUGGUGCCCCCGUUGGCCCUGCCCACCAACGCUCUGGUCAUACGCCUCCUGAUGAGCAAACCCAGGGUGACCUGCACCUCGGAGGUGUUCACGCUGCAGCUGGCCAUUCUCGACGCGUUCUUCUGCCUUCUGGUGUUUGGCGAGUACAUCAACUUCCUGCUCGUCAGGUCAGUGCUCGAGCUGAACUUCAUCUCCUGGGGCUUGAACCACGUGGGCGGACCGGUGCUCCUCUGCCUCUUGGCGUUGGACAGCUACAUGGCGGUGUCCCGCCCCGUGCUCUUCCUGCAGCUGAAGAAACCCAAGUUCAGGCUGUCGCUGUGUCUUCUGGUGGACGUCUUCACUGUCGUCUGCUGCUACCUGAUGAAGAACACCACCCACGUGAAAAGACCGCUGGUGUCGGUGCUCACCAUCUCCGCCAGCGUGAUCACCUUCAUCUGCAACAUCCUGGUCCUGCUGUCCCUCCGUCAAACGGGGCCCAACAAGAAGGAAGUCCAUCCCGUCAAAAGGCGAGCCUUCAAGAUCGUGCUGACCUCGUCGCUGCUGCUCAACCUCCACUACCUUCCCAUGGUGGUUGAGUCGAUCCUGAAGUUCUCCGUCCCUCAAGUCUUCAGCCCCUUCUCCUCCCUCACCUGUCUGACCAUCAACCUCAUGAACACCAGCAGCCUCUUCCAGCCCCUCGCCUAUCUGGUCCGGGCCAAGAAGCUGACCCUGAUGAGACCCUGCUGUGGACGGUCCGCUGUGUAGACAAAAGACGUCGCUUCUCCAGGUCUGAACACGCACUCUUUUUCUUUUUUCUUCUUCUUAUCU